Molecule: messenger RNA, 2707 nt
Organism: Trachemys scripta elegans
Lineage: Eukaryota; Metazoa; Chordata; Testudines; Emydidae
Gene: RHBDL2
Product: rhomboid like 2
Exons: 8
Coding region: 1393-2268 (291 amino acids)
Cellular component (GO): membrane
Molecular function (GO): serine-type endopeptidase activity
Source: RefSeq, a predicted model, not a curated record
AAUUCCAUUUCCUGUUUGCUUGGCGUGGAGAGGUCUCAUUGCAUCUUCCCAGGUGACCAUGGCAGCUUAUCACACCAAACACUCUCCUGCUUGGAUCACUGCAGAGCUGUUGGAUCUGAUCAGUAUAUGGGGAGAGGAGGCUAUGCAGUCCCAGCUGUGCUUGAGCCAUAGGAAUUGGGAUACCUAUGGACACAUUCCUUGAGGCUUGUGUGAAAAGGGCUAUGAUCAAGACAUGCUACAGUGCAGAGUGAAGAUAAAGGAGCUGAGGCAGGCGUACUAUAAGGCAAGGGAGGCAAACCAUCACUCUGGUGCUUCACCUAAGACCUGCCAGUUCUAUAAGGAGCUGGACGCUAUUCUUGGUGGUGACCCUACCUCACCCCCAAGAGCCCCAUGGAUACUUUGGAGGGAAUGGAGGCGGCAGAAAGAGGACCUAACCCAGAGGAUGAAGUUAUUGAUGAAGAGGUGGAGUUAGAUGAGGAUAUGCAGCUCCUGGCAGGGUUGCUUGAUGGGGCAGGCAGCCAGGAACUGUUCUCAACUCCAGAGGUGUCUAGCCAGUCUCAGCAGUCGCUCUCCGGGGAGCAGGAAGCAGGAGAUGAGACGCUUGGUAAGUGGCUGUGAUCUGUCUAGUGCGAAGGUGAGUUCAGGGUAUAGAAAUGUGGGAGGCUGGUGGUUCCUAUGAGGGAGAUGGUUCCCUGUGUAGCUAAUCCGUAUGGCAGAACAGGGUGUUGAUGCAUGCAGAGAUCUCCUAGGAAUCCUCCAGAGAAAUCUCCAGGAAAGUUUCCUGGAGGUACUUGGUAAUCCUCUGCUGAAGGUUCUGUGGCAGAGCACCUUCCCCCAUUCGGCAAUCACUUGUGCAGGGACCAAAGUGGCACAUAGGUGAGCAGCAUAGAGAGCAGGGUGGAAGUCACAAGCAUGGAGUAGAUAGUACCCUUGUUUCCCAGCUUGCCUUUAGCAGUGAGAUGUCUGCUAGAAUGACCCUUGCCUAUGGAAAAGUCGGGGAGAAUUUUAGAUUUUUUUUCCAUAGACUGCUACACCAUGAGCCUUGCAGAGAGUGUGUGCUCUUUUCCCCAUGUGGAGCAACCUUCCCCCACAACACUCACCAUGCCUUGGCUGUUCACGGAGAUGUGUGCCUGGCUAGGGUCAGUGAAAAAGUGAUUGCAAUGUUGCGAAAGGUGAAUUUAACUGAAAUAUUACAAUACUGUGCGUGAAUUUAACAAUCCUGCUUCUGUGCAUUGCCCCAUGUGCUUCACCAGAUGUGGCCUUCAGGAACACCCCACGCACCUCUUCCGAGCGUCUCCGCCAGAUAAGAAAGCGCCCAAGACGCAGCAAAGAAGACAUGUUCCAGGAGGUUUUUGAAAUUCCUAAAUACUUGGCCUUUUCUGAGUAAGUAAUAUGGAGAUGGAGAGGAUGAACACAGAUACGUCUGGUGAGGAGGAAGAGAAGGAAAACAUUGAAAGAAACUCUAGAGUUUGUACUAGCUGUGACAAGAUUCAUGAGUCCAUUUCCAAAUGGAUGCUUCCUGAAAAUGCCAGAGGAACCUACUUGGAAAGAGCAAACUGUAUCCCUCCUCCUCUCUUCAUCAUUUCCAUUAGUUUAGCUGAGCUGGCUGUAUUCAUUUAUUAUGCUGUUUGGAAGCCCCAGAAACAGUGGAUCACGCUGGAUACAGGUGUCUGGAACAGUCCCUUUAUUUAUAGGCCUGACAAGAGGGAAGAAACUUGGAGAUUCAUUUCAUAUAUGCUAGUGCAUGCUGGCAUUCAACACAUUUUAGGAAAUCUCUUUCUGCAACUUAUUUUGGGGAUCCCCUUAGAAAUGGUUCAUAAAGGGCAUCGGGUUAGUCUGGUGUAUCUCGCAGGAGUGAUUGGAGGUUCCUUGGCUAGCUCAGUCUGUGAUCCCCUCCAGGCUCUCGUAGGGGCUUCAGGAGGAGUCUAUGCUCUCAUUGGAGGAUACUUUAUGAAUGUUUUAGUGAACUUCAGAGAAAUGAUUCCUUUGUUUGGAGUCUUCAGAUUGCUCCUCAUCGGGAUUAUAGUUGGAACAGAUAUGGGAUUUGCUCUGUAUAGAAGAUUUAUCGCUCCUGUGAAUGGGCCUCAAGUGUCCUUUGUGGCUCACAUUGCUGGUGGCCUAGCUGGGAUGUCAGUAGGUUAUGUCAUUUUCAGCUGCUUUGAUAAGAACUUUAUAAAAGAUCCAAGAUUUUGGAUCUCCAUUGUUGCUUAUUUAGUCUUUCUGGUGUUUGCUGUAUUUUUCAAUAUCUUUCUUUCACCAGCAAACUAAACUGCACCACCCACAAAAGAAACACUUAAAUCAUCAGGAAGACAACUUAAAAAAAAAAAAUUACCGUUUUAUAACUACAAAAGGACUCCAUAAAUGUUGCUUUUUUAAAUAAUGGUUGUGUACAGACUUUAAUUUUUAAAGCAUUGGACCAUCAUUUUUAUGGUUAUCCUAUCCCAGAAAUGAAAUAUAGUUAUUAAAAUAUGACCUUUUCAAAAUCAUAUGUAACCUUUUCUAUUUCCUAUUGCUUUUUAUACUGUUAAAGUAAAUAAACAUCAAGGGUUCCUGCUUGCUUUGGAAUAAUUCUUGCAGCUUUUGUUUUGAGCUUUUGUGACAUGAUUCAGUAAUAUUCAUUUGGAAGAAAUUACUUCUUCCAAUACCAGUUUUCUAACCUCAAAACCAGGAGAAAAAUGUUGAUCAGCACAAUAAAGAAUUCUUUUAG